GCCUACAUCUCUCUCUGAAAACUCAUAAUUUGUACAGCUGCUUUUAGUCGACAUCGACGUCACUAACGCGUGAGCUUUCGACUGCCACAACAACACCUUCAAGAGAAAACGCACACUCGAACGAUGAGAAUUCGUUGGGCUACCGGCCUUUUGGUCGUGCUAGCGACCUCCGAAGCUGUCGGAGCUAGUAACUGGUUCAGUAGGUCUGUGUACAACAGCUGGCAUGAGACUGAGCUUGAACGAUGGCUCGACGACCAUGAUAUCCCAUACCCAACCCCUGCCGACCGUAAAGACUUGGAGAAAUUAGUCAAGAGCAACUGGAAUGACAAGGUUCAGGCGCCUCUUGCCGAUGCCUCCGAAUCCGCUUCAGAUCACUUGAGAGAUGUUAAGGAAUGGAUCUUUGACAGCUGGACUGAGUCUCGAUUGAAAGCUUUCCUCGAUCACCACGGUAUCCCAGCCCCUCAGCCACGCAAGCGUGACACACUACUCCGUGCUGCUCGUGAGAACUAUGAGACCGUUGCAAAGAAACUUGGCGAGACCGCUGCCUAUCCUGGAAACUGGUUGUACUCAGAAUGGAGCGAUUCGGAUUUGAAGGAAUGGCUUGACGCUCGCGGAUGGCCUGUCCCUCAACCCACUACUCGUGACCGUCUCAUUGCAGCCGUUCGACGCCAAUCUCGCCUUGCCAGUCUUGCCGCUAAGCAAACUGCUGCUUCGCUCUCGUCCUCUGCAGCUGCUACUGAACAAACGCUCAGUGAGGCUCUAUUUGAUGCCUGGUCUGACUCGCGUUUGAAGAAGUUCCUUGACGAGAACGGUGUCAAGGUACCUCAAGGAUCAAAGCGUAAUGAGCUUAUCGCGUUAGCUCGUAAGAACCGAAAAUACCUGACCAACCAAGCCUCUUCUGUUUCUGCUUCUGCCGCUAGCGCGUAUGGUGCUGCCACUUCCAAGGCCGGAAACGAAUGGGCUCGAGCAACUGAUGAUGCGCAGCUCAAGGCUGAAGAUGCAUUCGAUUCUGCUGUUGCACAGUGGUCCGAUUCUCGUUUGAAGGCUUUCCUGGAUGCACGUGGUGUUCCAGUACCUCAACACACCAAGCGUGAUGAGCUACUUGCCAAGGUUCGACUUCACAAGCACAAGGCUGCUACUGGUUACAGUGCCUGGACAUUUGACACCUGGACUAUUGACAACCUGAAGAAGUAUCUCGCAUCUGUGAACAACAAGGCCGCUAAGAAAGCCGAUGUUACUCGUGACGAACUCGUGAAGCAAGCUCAAGAGCAAUAUGCUAAGGCCUCCAAGGUGGGUGGCAGUCACUACGCUUCUGCUACCUCCUACCUCGCUCAAGCUACGGCCGCAGCCAAGAAGGAUACAUUCAACGAGUGGUCUGAGUCUGACUUGAAGAAAUACCUUGACUCGUACGGUAUCCCAACUUACCAGGGUUCUCACGUCAAUGAACUCCGAGCUGCCGUUCGCCGCAAUGCUCAAUACUUCCACUACGGUACCAGUACACCAUCACAGACAAUCUUUGCUCGUCUCAAAGAGGGUGCUUACUGGCUGAUUGAUCAGCUGAAGUUUGGUGCUGCACUUGGUCGUGCUCAGGGGCAAGAUGCUGCUGAGUCUGCCAAGACCAAGGCAGCUCAAGCUACUCAAAAGAUUCGAGAGGAGUUGUAAGGAUUUGUUGGAUUUGUUGGAUUAAUGAUAAUCUAGCAAGGUGAAUCAGUGGUGGUAGCGGCGGUGAUAAGAAACGAAGGUAGAUCACCAUAAGACCACGGAUGAUCGAAAUGACCAAUUCCACGAAUGCAGUAGUUAUGACCAGGUGCUUUAUCUUUUCGGCGUUGUGACACUUUUUACUCUCUUCUAUUCGAAGCUGUGUUAUUCAACUUUAGUCAGGUAGUCUAGUUUUGAGAUAUUCAGACAUACAAAAUAUUCUAUAAUCA
Talaromyces stipitatus ATCC 10500 is the source of this 1928-nucleotide messenger RNA. Its product is annotated as meiotic sister chromatid recombination protein Ish1/Msc1, putative. Bases 124 to 1662 code for a protein of 512 amino acids. The record is from RefSeq and is a predicted model, not a curated record. NCBI's taxonomy places the organism in Eukaryota, Fungi, Ascomycota, Eurotiomycetes, Eurotiales, Trichocomaceae. The transcript is spliced from 6 exons.